UUUAAUUCUGUUGGAAACUGAAAGAAGUCUAGUUACUCAAAAAAGAGUUUGGUAUAGCAUUGUUUUUAGGAUUCCUAAAGCAUAUCUCUUCACGUUUCACAUCUUUAACUCCACAACAACCUCGUAAUACUAUAUGUAAACUUACAUCAUAUACUUUGAUGAACAUCUAAAAUUCUUCGAAAAUAUUUCUCCUUUCUCAAAUACAAAGUGCCUAAACUCUGGUGUAAAUUGAUUUGAGUGGGAGAUCUGAAAGAUGGCAUCCAACGGAGAGAAGCAAUCAGCAACCAAACCACCUCCAGCACCUUCUCCUUUGAGAAAUUCUAGAUUUUUUCAGUCAAACAUGAGAAUUCUGGUUACGGGAGGAGCAGGAUUUAUUGGCUCCCACCUGGUGGAUAGAUUGAUGGAAAAUGAAAAGAAUGAGGUGAUUGUCGUUGAUAAUUACUUUACUGGUUCAAAGGACAACCUUAGGAAAUGGAUUGGGCACCCGAGAUUUGAGCUUAUCCGUCAUGACGUCACAGAGCCAUUAUUGGUUGAGGUUGAUCAGAUAUAUCACCUUGCAUGCCCUGCAUCACCAAUAUUUUACAAGCACAACCCUGUAAAGACAAUUAAGACAAAUGUGAUGGGUACUCUGAACAUGCUAGGACUUGCCAAGCGUGUUGGAGCCAGGAUUUUGCUCACAUCUACAUCAGAGGUGUAUGGUGAUCCCCUUGAACAUCCUCAACCCGAAACCUACUGGGGAAAUGUUAAUCCAAUUGGAGUUCGGAGCUGUUAUGAUGAAGGAAAACGUGUUGCUGAAACUUUGAUGUUUGAUUAUCACAGGCAGCAUGGGAUUGAAAUUCGUGUAGCACGAAUCUUUAAUACAUAUGGGCCUCGUAUGAAUAUCGAUGAUGGUCGUGUUGUUAGCAACUUCAUUGCUCAAGCACUUCGUGAUGAACCAUUGACAGUUCAGGCUCCUGGAAGUCAGACUCGGAGUUUCUGUUUUGUGUCUGAUAUGGUUGAUGGUCUCAUCAGACUCAUGGAAGGAGAGAACACCGGGCCCAUCAACAUUGGAAACCCUGGUGAAUUUACCAUGCUUGAACUUGCUGAGACUGUGAAAGAGCUGAUCAACCCAAAUGUGAAGAUAAUCUCAGUGGAUAAUACCCCGGAUGAUCCUAGACAAAGGAAACCGGAUAUCACAAAGGCCAAAGAACUGCUCGGUUGGGAGCCGAAGGUGAAGUUGCGGGAGGGACUUCCUCUCAUGGAAGACGACUUCCGCCUGAGGCUCGGGGUUCCUAAGAACUGAGACCAAUCACUUCUUUAAGUCUUUCAUAUGGUAGGGGUAACUAAGAAAAAAGAGUGGUGCUGGUGAAAGAAGAAGUUCCCAAAGAGAGCGUUUUUCUGUGAGUGUUUUGGAGAAGUAGAGGAUUGUUUGAUCUUGAUCUUUUUUGCCAUUUUGUUUUAUCAUGUGUCAAAGUAAAAAAUAAUCAAAGGGGCCUCUCUUUUUGUUGCCCCUAUUUGUUCAUCUUUUAUAAUUAUCAAUACAUCAAGUUUUCUCGUGCUAAA
Molecule: messenger RNA, 1542 nt
Organism: Beta vulgaris subsp. vulgaris (sugar beet)
Lineage: Eukaryota; Viridiplantae; Streptophyta; Magnoliopsida; Caryophyllales; Amaranthaceae
Product: UDP-glucuronic acid decarboxylase 5
Exons: 13
Coding region: 254-1282 (342 amino acids)
Biological process (GO): D-xylose metabolic process
Cellular component (GO): cytoplasm
Molecular function (GO): NAD+ binding; UDP-glucuronate decarboxylase activity
Source: RefSeq, a predicted model, not a curated record